AUGGCCAGAGUUCUGUCCGCAAAUAAUGUCCACACAGUCAUCUCAGCCCUUCGAGUGUUCGAAUCAGCUUCCUCAGAGUCAGAGGUCAACCUCGUGAAGGCCUCAGUCCUUGCUGGCACUCCAAAACGUUUCGUGGCCAGCGUUUGGGGUGUACAAUAUGCCGAAGGUUCAAUGGUAGGGGAUGCCCGAGCACGCACUUUGACCGAGUUACGAACGACCAAUCUGGAAUGGACACGUUUCAACAAUGGCUAUUUCCUUGACUGCUUCGGACCAUCAACCCUGAAGUCUUAUAUGCAGCCGGUCGUCUACGCGAUUGACGUGGCGCAUAAGGCGGCCGGGAUUCCUGGGACAGGCAAUGAGCCGAUGGCGUUCACAUACACCUUCGACGUUGCCCGGUUUUUGCUCGCGGCUUUGGACCUGCCAAAAUGGGAAGAGGAAAUGUAUUGCUACGGGGAGAAAACGACGUGGAAUGCGUUCCUCAAGGCUGCAGAAGAUGCUAGGGGCUCGAAAUUCAACGUCUCGUAUGAUCCUCUUGGGAAGCUUCAAAGGGGCAAGGUCACUGAGCUUCCGGCACAUCAAGAUAUGGGUUACGAAGUUUUCUCUCGAGAAGCGCUACAGCAACUAAUGGCUAUCUGGGGUCAAUUCGUUCUGGAUGGCAGGUAUGACCUCCCACUCGAUAAGGCUCUCAACAAGACGUUUGCCGAGGUCCAUCCCAUGACCGUCAAAGAUGUGCUUGCAAUGUGGCAGGGACUUUGA
Cyphellophora attinorum is the source of this 756-nucleotide messenger RNA. RefSeq lists its product as uncharacterized. The transcript is spliced from 3 exons. NCBI's taxonomy places the organism in Eukaryota, Fungi, Ascomycota, Eurotiomycetes, Chaetothyriales, Cyphellophoraceae. The record is from RefSeq and is a predicted model, not a curated record. The coding region runs from base 1 to 756 and encodes 251 amino acids.